Messenger RNA from Dromiciops gliroides (monito del monte), 2013 nucleotides. It is a transcript of the gene NEU1, whose product is annotated as neuraminidase 1. The record is from RefSeq and is a predicted model, not a curated record. Bases 166 to 1395 code for a protein of 409 amino acids. The transcript has 6 exons. Gene Ontology annotation, molecular function: exo-alpha-sialidase activity. NCBI's taxonomy places the organism in Eukaryota, Metazoa, Chordata, Mammalia, Microbiotheria, Microbiotheriidae. Gene Ontology annotation, biological process: ganglioside catabolic process; oligosaccharide catabolic process. Gene Ontology annotation, cellular component: membrane; lysosome; cytoplasm.
GUCACAGGGGAAGGGAAGAGUCAGUGUCCGCCUUCGGGCGAUGCCCAAUCCGGGCGAAUCGGGCGGGUUUUUUUUUAAAGGGCAAGGGAGCGGGAUCAGCUGACUUGGCUCGCCUGCCUCUGCUCCGCUGUGGUCCUGUCGGUGGCUGAGGUCGGAGCCAGUGCUAUGGAGGAGGAGAAGGAAUCGGUGCCCCGCGGUACCUCGUCUCCGGGGUCUUGCCGAGUCCACGGGAUCUGGGCGUCUCUGCUGAGCCUUCUGCUGCUGCCGCAGCUCGAAGGGUCGCAGGUGCCCAAUGACUUCAACAUGGUACAACCAUUGGUGACUCUGGAGCAGCUCCUUUGGGUGAGUGGGAAGCGAAUUGGGAGUGUGGAUACUUUCCGAAUACCACUGAUCUCAGCUACUCCCCGAGGGACCCUUCUUGCUUUUGCAGAGGCCAGGAAGAUGUCAUCCUCAGAUAAAGGAGCUAAAUUCAUUGCCAUGCGGAGGUCCACAGAUGGAGGUGCCACAUGGUCCAUCACAUCAUUCAUAGUAGACGAUGGGGAAAUUGCUGAUGGACUGAACCUGGGCGCUGUGGUUGGGGAUGUUGAAACGGGUACAAUGUUCCUCUUCUAUUCUCUCUGUGCACACUAUGAUGGGUGUUCUGUGGCUUCCACCAUGCUGGUGUGGAGCAAGGAUGAUGGCGUCACUUGGAGCCCACCCAGAAACCUGUCUUUAGACAUUGGAACUGAAAUGUUUGCUCCAGGACCAGGCUCUGGCAUUCAGAAGCGGCACGGGCCAUAUAAGGGCCGUCUCAUUGUCUGUGGCCAUGGAACCCUGGAGCGAGAUGGGGUCUCUUGCCUCAUUAGUGAUGACAAAGGAGCAUCAUGGCGCUAUGGCGGUAGUAUCAAUGGGAUUCCCUAUGGAGAAGUCAAGAAGCCAAAUGACUUCAAUCCUGAUGAGUGCCAGCCCUAUGAACUCCCUGAUGGUUCCGUCGUAAUUAAUACCCGAAACCAGAAUAACUACCAUUGUCACUGCCGCAUCAUCCUUCGAAGCUAUGAUGGGUGUGAAACCCUCAGGCUCCAAGAUGUGACCUUUGACAAAGAACUUGUCGACCCUGUGGUAGCUGCAGGUGCUGUGGUCACCAGCUCUGGUCUGGUCUUCUUUUCCAAUCCAGCUCAUCCAGAAUAUCGCGUAAAUCUGACUAUACGCUGGAGUUUCAGCAAUGGUACCUCAUGGUGGAAAGACACGAUUCAGCUGUGGCCAGGUCCCAGUGGUUACUCAUCCUUGACAGUUCUGGAGGGAGCUCAAACUUGGGGGAAUGGGACCCCCCAGAUCUAUGUCCUGUAUGAAAAAGGCCAUAAUGAUUACUCAGAGAGUAUCUCUCUAGCCAAGAUCAGUGUCUAUGGCACUCUCUGAGCCUUACCCCACAGUGCGGGGGAGAAGAUAUGAGGGGUGCCAGGGGCACUUCAGACUUUGCCUUUUAGGACUCUGCUGAUCCAUCAUUGGAGAUUUAUGGCUCUUUCCCAAGAAGUCAUGACUUUUGGAAUAUUCGUCUUCCCUUUGAUAGGGAGAUAUCUCCUUUAAGACUUUUUGUCUUUUCUCUUCUGACAAACACUACGUUGUCCUCGUUGUCCUUUCCCGAGCCUUCCUUUCUUCAGUGAUGAUGCCCAUCUUUGCUUAGGAGAUAGGGCUCCAUUUCUCUUCCUGCUUCCUCUAGAUCCUAAUAAUAUCCCUCUUAGGGCAGUAGACUGCCCUUGCUCCUAACUCUACUGAUUUCCCACUCCCCACCCCCAUUCCUCUUCAUAGUGGGGGGUAAAUUUGCACAAACCUAAACUCAGGGACUUCUGAUUGGGAGGGGUGCUGGAAUUUAGAGUAGGAAUACAGGUUGUUGGGGGACAGUAAGAAAUUUUGGAUGAGGAAAGGACACCUUGAACUGUUUACAGAUCAGUAAGUUAAUCAGCUAAAUUAGUAGUUCUAAUGAUGGAAAAUAAGAAUUUGCCAAUGCCUAUUUAUUAAAGCUAUGGUCUCCAUCUC